ACACACAGACAUGUACAUAUACACACACAGACACGCAUACACACAGAUACAUGUACACACAAACACACACGUACAUACACGCAGACACAUGUACAAUUGUACAUGCAUACACAGACACACACAAACACACAAGUACACGUACACACACAUAAAAAGUUGCAGUACUUCGUUGUUCACUCACAGAUCUGAGUACUGCACUCUAGAGGGAGGCAGAGAGCACAGCACACACUCCUUGCUUCACUGCGCUCAGCUAUUGAGCAGUCUGACGGCUCCCAGUGCCAAUGACAGAUCCGGCCUGAGCUCCGAGCCUGCUCAGCAAGACGGCCCUGGGGGACACACUCGCCCCCACCAUAAUUUCCACUCGCCAUUGGCGAGCAGGCGAGUGGAAAUUUCAAGCCCU
Molecule: messenger RNA, 400 nt
Organism: Staurois parvus
Lineage: Eukaryota; Metazoa; Chordata; Amphibia; Anura; Ranidae
Source: the annotation of a GenBank genome assembly